AUGGAAGCACAGUCUAUACAGUCUAUUCGGUCGAACCAAAGCGUACGGAGCAUCGCGAGCACGAGCGGAACCGCAGACGAGUCGCUAAUCUUUGAACGGAGCGUUGAGGAUCCGUUUGGCCCCGUGAAGGACGCGAAGGGUUGCAGCCUGUGUGGUGCGUCGCAGGCAGGGUCGCUGCACGCCGGGGUAUCGGCGACUGGGGGCGCGUCUCAGGGGGGGGCGUGCCGGCACAAGUCGCACAACCUGGAGGACCUGAUCGCGCCGGCCCUGGACGCGAGUGCGGACAUCGUGGAGGAUGCGGACACGAACCUGGACAACGUGGACAUGAUAUACUCGAAGCGGCCGUCAACGAUCGGGCUGGACAUGGCACUGGGGCGCACGCGCGCGAGCUCGUUCGCCGAGUACGGCAACGACAGCGAGAGCAUUGCAUCGGCGGGAGCGGGGGGCUCUGGCCUGCCCGAGCGCCCGCGCAUUCUUCCCUUCUACUCGUAUGCGGAGAUGUUAUCGGAUGAGGGCAGCCAGCCAAACCGGCGGCCGUCGAUCACGCAUUCGCUGUCGUCGUCGCUGUUGCGGCACCCUCUCCCCCAGAGCACACAGGAAGGCCUGAAGGCGUCUGCGGCGCAACUGCAGCCGCCGUCGUUUUCCAACCCUCUUGUGCUCCCGUCGGGUUCCGUGCGCAGGGAGUCUGCGACGCAGAGCGGGAUGUCGCCGCGCUCGCUGCGCUGUGCCAUGAACUUCUCCUCUCGGAUCCAGAAGAGCCCUGGUACGCCCUCAAAUGAGAUGGGGCGGCCCUCACUGGAACUAAGCAGCAGUGACUGGUCGAGCAGUGAUGAGGACAACACAGAUCGCGAAAAUGUGCGCGGUGCGAGCCAGGACAGCUCCCGGAGCGUUUUAUCGACGUCGCCGGGGUCCCCUGCGUAUGUAACGCCCGCUGGGAGUGGCACGAGCUAUUCUGCGCGCGGGUCACAAAGCCCUGGGAGUUCAUCGCAUGCCAAGAAACUGCCUACGCCCGUCAGGCAUAAACAUCAAUAUAUUUCAUGCAGCCCACUGCCGCAUGGCGGGGUACGCAGGGGCCCGCAGCAGUUCCACAUCCCCAAUAUGGAGGAUGUAUUCAAUACCCAGCUACAGGUGGAGUCCGUUGGAGAAGUGCUAAGAAAACGGGCGGGCAGCACCAGCUCGACGAUUGGUACUCCGGUUUCAUCUACUGAUCCCUCAGUUCCCCAUCUUGCCUUCACAGCCAGGAUGGACCAUCCGUAA
Eremothecium gossypii ATCC 10895 is the source of this 1257-nucleotide messenger RNA. It is a transcript of the gene MLF3, whose product is annotated as Mlf3p. The record is from RefSeq and is marked provisional. The transcript has a single exon. NCBI's taxonomy places the organism in Eukaryota, Fungi, Ascomycota, Saccharomycetes, Saccharomycetales, Saccharomycetaceae. The coding region runs from base 1 to 1257 and encodes 418 amino acids.